AUGCCUGUCACCGAGAUCAAAAGCCAAGAUGACUACGACAAACUCCUCAAAAAGUACAAAGUCGUCAUCAUCAACGCGGAGGCUUCAUGGGCUGGUUCCAGCAAAGUUUUGAGCCCUAUCUACAAGAGACUCUCCAACCAAAUUCCCUACAACCCGGAAUACUUCGUCCUCGCUAGAUUCGACGUUGACGACGUACUCGAUCUAGCCGAAAAGCUUGUUAUCCAAGGUGUCCCGUUUUUUAUUGCUUACGAGAAUGGGGAGAGGAAGGAUAGUGUAUUGAUGCCCAGUCCGACCAAGCUCGAGAAGUUUCUCACCGAUUGGUCCGAUAAGGCUCAUGAGAUAGGUAAACGUGGCUGA
Molecule: messenger RNA, 357 nt
Organism: Fusarium subglutinans
Lineage: Eukaryota; Fungi; Ascomycota; Sordariomycetes; Hypocreales; Nectriaceae
Product: thioredoxin M-type
Exons: 1
Coding region: 1-357 (118 amino acids)
Source: RefSeq, a predicted model, not a curated record